Molecule: messenger RNA, 396 nt
Organism: Neurospora tetraspora
Lineage: Eukaryota; Fungi; Ascomycota; Sordariomycetes; Sordariales; Sordariaceae
Exons: 1
Coding region: 1-396 (131 amino acids)
Source: RefSeq, a predicted model, not a curated record
AUGUCCUCCAGCAUGUCCUCCACCCUGUUCUCUACUGUCACCUCCCCCCUGCCCGUGGCCUUGACCCCCAUCAUUCCUAGAGGUAUCGACUGGAACCAGUUCAACGAUUGUUGGGCCUUCGUAACGUCCCUCGCCCCCAGCAUGUGGAGUCUCAGCAUCUGGUGCCUCGACAUCAGCAGCGCCUUCCCUUUCUUGUUGCUUUCUCCUCUUGUCUCUUCUUCUUCCCCACCAUAUCCUGAAGCCGAAGCAGAUGGCGAAGACGAGGACCACGCCCAGACUGAGAGCGAUUACUUCGCCGAUAUUCCACGAGCUGUUGGUCAUCGGAGUGGUGGAUGUGGCUGGUUUGUUGGUGUUGACUUGGGCGUUUUUGUUCUCCUUCUGGAGAAUGCCGAUUAG